CAGCUCUAAUCCCGGUGACAUUUUAACCAAAAGCUUCACUUUUCGCCUCAGAUCGAGCGAAGCCCUUCAGGGAAGGGGAACCCCAACUCGGGACGUCACCCCGAAACGGACAGGAUGCCGUUCGGGGCGGUGUUGGACCAGGUCGGAGGUCUCGGACGCUUCCAGGUGUUCCAGACGGCUCUCCUGGCCGUUCCCAUCCUCUUCAUGGCCAGUCACAACCUCCUGCAGAACUUCACCGCCGCCGUCCCACCCCACCGCUGCCGCCUCUCCGCCGGCGGCACCACCGCCGACACCCCCAGGACACCCCCAAACGUCUCGGCGCCUCCUGAGGGCAUCUCAGGAGCUCCUGAGGGCAUCUCAGCGCCUUCUGGGGGCAUCUCGGCGCCUUCUGGGGGCAUCUUGGUGCCUUCUGAGGGCAUCUCAGCAGCUUCUGAGGACAUCUCAGCGGCUUCUGAGGGCAUCUCAGCGGCUUUUGAGGGCAUCUCGGCACCUUCUGAGGGCAUCUCAGCAGCUUCUGAGGUCUCAGCACCUUCUGAGGGCAUCUCAGCGCCUUCUGAGGGCAUCUCAGCGGCUUCUGAAGGCAUCUCAGCACCUUCUGAGGGCAUCUCGGCGCCUUCUGAGGUCUCAGCGCCUUCUGAGGGCAUCUCAGCGGCUUCUGAAGGCAUCUCAGCACCUUCUGAGGGCAUCUCGGCACCUUCUGAGGUCUCAGCGCCUUCUGAGGGCAUCUCAGCACCUUCUGAGGGCAUCUCAGCAGCUUCUGAGGGCCCCUUGAGGUCCUCCAAUGCCAUCGUGAGGUCUCCCGAGGGUCACCUCGUGUCUCCCGGUGCCACCUCGAGGUCCCCCGGUGUCACCUUUGGGUUCCUCGAUGGCAACGUCACAGGUGAAGGCCCCCCAGGAUCUCCCUCUGGUCCUCGUGGUGGGAUCUCCAUCUCCGUGUCCUCCAACGGCAGCCUGGGGUGGGCCGAUGGUCCUCUGGGCUCCUGUCGGCGCUACGUGGCCCAGAGCUCCGGCAACGGCACCGGUGGUCCUCGGGCCACCGAACCCUGCCAGGACGGCUGGGACUACGACCUCAGCGUCUACGUGGCCACCAUCGUCAACGAGUGGGACCUGGUGUGUGGGCGCCGGCAGCUGCGUCAGAUGGCGCAGUCGCUCUACAUGGCCGGAGUGCUGCUCGGGGCCCUCGUCCUGGGGGGCCUCUCCGACAGGUUCGGUCGGAAGGCGCUGCUGCUGUGGUCGUACGCGCAGCUCGGGCUGAUGGGGACGUGCACGGCCUUCGCGCCCAACUACGCCCUCUACUGUCUGUUCCGCUUCAUGGGCGGAAUGGCGCUCUCGGGCUUCGGGCUCAGCAUCGCCUGUCUGGUGGUGGAGUGGAUCCCGACGCCGUACCGCGCCGUCACCGUGGCCAUCACCGGCUUCGCCUACACGCUGGGUCAGAUCCUCCUGGCGGCCAUCGCCUACGCCGUCCCCCACUGGCGGUGGCUCCAACUCACCGUCUCUUUGCCCUUCUUCGUCUUCCUCCUCUCCUCCUGGUGGUUGGCCGAGUCGGCGCGGUGGUUGGUCCUCUCCGGGAAAGCCGAAAGAGCCGUGAAGGUCCUCCAACGAGUGGCGAAGGUUAAUAAGAAGAAGGAAGAAGGCGAGAAGCUCACGGUGGAGAUCCUGAAGGCCAACAUGAAGGAGGAGUUGGCGGGUUUGAAGGCCUCCUAUAGCGUCUCCGAUCUGGUCCGGACGCCGGUGAUCCGUCAUAUCUUCUUGUGCCUCUCCAUCGUCUGGUUCUCCAUCAGUUUCUCCUACUAUGGGUUGGCCAUGGACCUGCAGAACUUCGGCGUCAGCAUUUACCUCAUCCAGGUGAUCUUCGGCGCCGUGGACUUCCCGGCUAAAGUGGUGGUGACCAUCUCCAUCAGCUACAUCGGCCGCCGGGUGUCCCUCAUGGUCACCCUCUUCUUGGCAGGACUCGUCAUCAUCACCAACAUCUUCGUCUCCACAGAGCUGCAGACGGUGCGGACGGCGUUGGCCGUCAUCGGCAAAGGUUGUCUCUCGGCCGCCUUCAACUGCGUCUUCCUCUUCACCACCGAACUCUACCCAACGCCCAUCAGGCAGACGGGGUUGGGCUUCGGGAGCACCAUGGCGCGCGUCGGUGGCAUUGUGGCGCCUCUGGUGAAGAUGAUGGAAGAGUAUUACCCUUUUUUGCCGCCGGCGGUCUACGGAGUGGCUCCGGUGGUGGCCGCCGUGGUGGCCGCGUUCCUCCCCGAGACCCUCAACAAACCCUUGCCCGACACCAUCGAAGAGGUGGAGAACAGGGUGAAGCAGCAGAAGGUGGAUCUGAAGGAGAAGAUCCCCCUCCAACCUCAGGAUGGAGCUCCUCAGAAGGACACCUGAAGGACCAGAGCGGGGUGGGAGGGGACAACAUGGCCACCGCCACCUGUGGCUCCUCCCAACCAUGGGGUGGGGUGGGACGGGACUUCCC
Cuculus canorus (common cuckoo) is the source of this 2464-nucleotide messenger RNA. RefSeq names its product solute carrier family 22 member 6-A. Gene Ontology annotation, molecular function: transmembrane transporter activity. Gene Ontology annotation, cellular component: membrane. The transcript has 11 exons. Gene Ontology annotation, biological process: transmembrane transport. Lineage: Eukaryota; Metazoa; Chordata; Aves; Cuculiformes; Cuculidae. Bases 115 to 2376 code for a protein of 753 amino acids. The record is from RefSeq and is a predicted model, not a curated record.